Molecule: messenger RNA, 2316 nt
Organism: Apaloderma vittatum (bar-tailed trogon)
Lineage: Eukaryota; Metazoa; Chordata; Aves; Trogoniformes; Trogonidae
Gene: VAV2
Product: vav 2 guanine nucleotide exchange factor
Exons: 26
Biological process (GO): cell migration; regulation of GTPase activity
Cellular component (GO): cytoplasm
Molecular function (GO): guanyl-nucleotide exchange factor activity; protein binding
Source: RefSeq, a predicted model, not a curated record
UUUCUCUGUUUGAAGAACAUCCGAACCUUCCUAAAAGUGUGUCACGACAAAUUUGGGUUAAGAAACAGCGAUCUGUUUGAUCCCUUUGACCUCUUCGACGUACGGGAUUUUGGAAAGGUGAUCUCUGCAGUAUCCAGACUCUCCUUCCACAGUAUUGCUCAAACCAAAGGAAUUAGGCCCUUCCCGUCGGAGGAGACCACGGACAAUGAUGACGAUGUGUAUCGGAGCUUGGAGGAGCUGGCGGAUGAACAUGAUCUGGGGGAGGAUAUUUAUGACUGCGUCCCCUGUGAAGAUGAAGGCGAUGAUAUCUAUGAAGAUAUCAUCAGAGUGGAAGUUCAGCAGCCCAUGAAAAUGGGCAUGACAGAAGAUGAUAAAAGAAAUUGCUGUUUGCUAGAAAUCCAAGAAACCGAGGCCAAAUACUACAAAACACUUGAAGACAUAGAAAAGAACUAUAUGAACCCACUGAGGCUGGUACUGACUCCUCAAGACAUGGAAGCAAUUUUUAUCAAUUUGGAGGACCUAAUUAAAGUGCACUUCAGUUUCCUGAGAGCCAUCGAUGUCUCUAUGAUGUCUGGAGGAAGCAGCCUGGCAAAAGUGUUUCUGGAAUUCAAAGAGAGCCUGCUGAUUAACGGCAGGGACUCCAGCCACAUGGAGUACGCCCAGAACACCCUGAACCACCUCCUCGCCAACCGGGAAGACGUCAGGCAGAAGGUGGAGGAAUGCACACUAAAGGUUCAGGAUGGGAAAUUUAAAUUGCAAGAUCUGCUGGUGGUUCCAAUGCAAAGAGUUUUGAAGUAUCAUCUUCUGUUAAAAGGGCUGCUCAGCCAUUCAUCAGACCGACCAGAGAAGCAACAGCUGAAGGAGGCUCUGGAGGCGAUGCAGGACUUGGCCAUGUAUAUAAAUGAAGUGAAGAGGGACAAAGAGACUUUAAAGAAAAUAAGUGAGUUUCAAAGCUCCAUAGAAAAUCUGCAAGUGAAGCUGGAGGAGUUUGGGAGGCCGAAGAUUGACGGCGAGCUGAAGGUGCGCUCCAUAGUCAACCACACCAAACAGGACAGGUAUUUAUUUUUAUUUGAUAAAGUGGUGAUCGUCUGCAAAAGGAAAGGAUACAAUUAUGAGCUGAAAGAAAUUAUUGAGCUACUCUUCCACAAGAUGACGGACGACCCUAUGAACAACAAGGACAUUAAGAAGUGGUCAUACGGCUUCUACCUAAUUCACCUCCAGGGGAAGCAGGGCUUCCAGUUCUUCUGCAAGACGGAGGAAAUGAAGAGGAAGUGGAUGGAGCAGUUUGAAAUGGCAAUGUCCAACAUCAAGCCAGAGAAAGCCAAUGCAAAUCACCAUAACUUUCAGAUGUACACAUUUGAAAAGACUACCAACUGCAAAGCCUGCAGGAUGUUCCUGAGAGGAACCUUCUACCAGGGCUAUCUUUGCCCCAAAUGUGGAGCUGGUGCUCAUAAGGAGUGCUUGGAGAUCAUUCCUCCCUGCAAGAUGGGUUCCUCAGCAGACCAGGAUUCACUGAGUGCUGGACCUGGUCCUAAAAUGGUGGCAGUUCAGAAUUAUCACGGAAACCCAGCCCCCCCUGGGAAGCCGGUGCUGACGUUUCAAAUCGGGGACGUGAUCGAGCUGCUGAGGGGGGACCCCGAUUCGUCGUGGUGGGAGGGACGGCUGCUGCAGACGAAGAAGUCGGGUUAUUUUCCCAGCUCGUCGGUAAAGCCCUGCCCUGUUGAUGCGAGGCCUCCCAACAGCCGGCCGCCCUCGCGGGAGAUAGACUACACGGCGUACCCGUGGUUCGCAGGGAACAUGGAGCGGCAGCAGACAGACAACCUGCUCAAGUCUCACGUCAGCGGCACCUACCUGAUCCGAGAGCGGCCAGCUGAGGCCGAGCGCUUUGCCAUCAGUAUUAAGUUCAACGAGGAGGUGAAGCACAUCAAGGUGGUGGAGAAGGACAACUGGAUUCACAUCACGGAAGCCAAGAAGUUUGAAAGCUUGCUGGAGCUGGUCGAGUACUACCAGAGCCACUCGCUGAAGGAGAGCUUCAAGCAGCUGGACACUACGCUGAAAUACCCCUACAAGUCUCGGGAGCGCUCUACCUCCAGGACCUUCACCCGCUCUCCAGUGUUCACCCCACGGGUCAUAGGGACGGCGGUGGCACGAUACAACUUUGCGGCGCGGGACAUGCGGGAGCUCUCGCUGCGAGAGGGCGACGUGGUGAAGAUCUACAGCAGGAUUGGCGGCGACCAGGGCUGGUGGAAGGGGGAAACAAAUGGAAGAGUUGGCUGGUUUCCCUCAACGUACGUGGAAGAGGAGGGGGUGCAAUGA